AUGGCUGAAGCCGCAGCUGCCGCGCCGAACGUAGCCACAUUCAAGCUCGUCCUGGUCGGAGAUGGUGGUACUGGAAAGACGACCUUCGUGAAGCGUCAUCUUACUGGCGAGUUCGAAAAGAAAUACAUCGCAACUCUAGGUGUCGAGGUCCACCCACUCGGCUUCACAACUAACCUGGGCCCUAUCCAAUUCGAUGUCUGGGACACCGCCGGCCAGGAGAAGUUUGGUGGUCUUCGUGAUGGAUAUUACAUCAACGGGCAGUGUGGCAUCGUUAUGUUCGACGUGACGUCCCGUAUCACAUACAAGAAUGUACCGAACUGGCACCGUGACCUUGUCCGCGUCUGCGAGAACAUUCCUAUCGUGCUCACUGGCAACAAGGUCGACGUCAAGGAGCGCAAGGUCAAGGCAAAGUCCAUCACUUUCCACCGCAAGAAGAACUUGCAGUACUACGAUAUUUCGGCCAAGUCGAAUUACAACUUCGAGAAGCCCUUCCUCUGGCUCGCCCGGAAACUUGUUGGUAACCAGACUUUGGAAUUUGUCGCUGCGCCCGCCUUGGCCCCCCCAGAAGUCCAGGUCGACCAGGCUGUUCUCGAACAAUACCAAAAGGAGAUGGCGGACGCCGCCCAAAUGCCUCUGCCCGACGAGGACGACGCAGACUUGUAGAUAUAGUCGCGUGAAACCCUUCCAGCCAUUCCCGCGGCUGCGAGGACGUCACGAAUAGUAUGGCACGGUUAUGGAACUUGGCAACGUCCACUGGGAGCAGAGAGAGAGAGAGAGUGUGUGUGUGUGUGUGUGCGUCACAAGCUGGGUGACUGAGCUUAUGGGGGGAACUUUGGGGGAUACAUGAUACAGGGAGGAACCAUUGGUGAUUUUUCAUUG
Lindgomyces ingoldianus is the source of this 879-nucleotide messenger RNA. Its product is annotated as GTP-binding nuclear protein GSP1/Ran. Gene Ontology annotation, molecular function: GTPase activity; GTP binding. The transcript has 5 exons. The record is from RefSeq and is a predicted model, not a curated record. NCBI's taxonomy places the organism in Eukaryota, Fungi, Ascomycota, Dothideomycetes, Pleosporales, Lindgomycetaceae. Gene Ontology annotation, biological process: protein import into nucleus; ribosomal subunit export from nucleus. Gene Ontology annotation, cellular component: cytoplasm; nucleus. Bases 1 to 663 code for a protein of 220 amino acids.